Molecule: messenger RNA, 1176 nt
Organism: Cuscuta epithymum
Lineage: Eukaryota; Viridiplantae; Streptophyta; Magnoliopsida; Solanales; Convolvulaceae
Source: the annotation of a GenBank genome assembly
UACCUCCGGACAAACACCCUGCCCGUGGGACCAAAUCCGAUUACGAAGCGAGCGGGUGGCUCUCCGAUUUUCAAUUCGCCAUGGCAGCUCUCCCUUCAUCAUCAAACGCCAUCAUCGCUUCUCGCAUUUCGUAUCUCUCCACUCCGACUCUUGUAACGCUGUCUUCUAUCGUCCCUUGCAUACGCCCUCACCUCGGUGUUUUUCCGGAAGUGGACUCAUUAGAUAGAAAUGUGCCAAAUCGGAGUAAAAAAUCAAAGAGUUAUGCUCACAGUUCCUGGAAACAUCUUUGUUGUGAUAAUGGAGAAACUUCUGUUCUGAAGAGUAAAGAUUUUGCAGUUCCCAGGAGAGGGGCAAUCGCCUUGAUUUUCUCGAGUUUCGUGCUAACAAAUUCACUAGACACCGCACUUGCUCAAUCCAUUGGGUUUAGGGAGUACAUUGAUAACUUUAAUGGCUAUUCAUUCAUGUAUCCUCACAACUGGAUUCAAGUAAGAGGUGCUGGUGCUGACAUAUUCUUCAGGGAUCCUUAUGUUCUUGAUGUGAAUCUCUCCUUGGAGAUAUCCUCUCCUUCCUCCUCCAAGUACCAAAGUGUAGAAGAUUUGGGCCCGCCCCAAGAAGCUGCAAAGAAAGCACUUCGCCAGUAUUUGACGGAGUUCAUGUCCACUAGGCUUGGCGUCAGGCGUGAAUCAAGCAUUCUCUCCUCUUCUUCAAGAGUGGCAGAUGAUGGGAGGUUGUACUAUCAAGUUGAGGUGAAUAUAAAGUCAUAUGCCAACAACAAUGAGUUGGCUGUGAUGCCACAAGAUCGAGUGGCUCGCCUGGAAUGGGAUCGGCGAUACCUCUCCGUACUUGGAGUGGAAAACAACAGGUUAUAUGAAUUGAGAAUACAGACUCCUGAAAAGGAGUUCUCUGUAGCGGAGAAGGACAUUCGCGAAGUCAUGAACUCCUUCAGAGUGAAUAAGGUGUCAGUUUAAUCUUUGAUGUUUUCUGGCUCACGAUGUUCUUUUUUCUUCUUCCUAUCUUUUAUUUGGGUUGCCUUUUGAUGAGUCUGGAACUUAGUUUUCUUUUAGUAUGCUGUAAAAAAAAGGUAUAUUCUCAAGUUACUCGGUUCCCUUUAAGUUUUCUGUUAACCAUAAGCUGAAAUCUUCUGAAUUUCUAAUACGUUUCAAAAUUAUAUUUCAU